Messenger RNA from Nannizzia gypsea CBS 118893, 222 nucleotides. RefSeq lists its product as hypothetical. NCBI's taxonomy places the organism in Eukaryota, Fungi, Ascomycota, Eurotiomycetes, Onygenales, Arthrodermataceae. The record is from RefSeq and is a predicted model, not a curated record. The coding region runs from base 1 to 222 and encodes 73 amino acids. The transcript is spliced from 2 exons.
AUGGAGGCGCCGUUGGAAGAUUCCGACCAAGAAGCCGAGGCGAGAGAUAAACAGUCGGAGCUGAUCUUGGAACAAGCUAAGUCACACCUAGAGAUAAGAGAGAAAGAGAACAGCGGUUCGCUCUCUCCGUUAUCGGAAAACUAUUUGCCGUCGGCUCCUUCUUAUCUCUGCCUCUCGCUCCAUGAUAUUCCACUUUCAUAUGCUGGAAGGUCGGCUCGGUAG